GUGUUGCUGUGUGCAGUCUCGGCGGUGUGGCGUCUCCUCCAGACAUGACUCAGAGUAACGGGGAGACGCGUCUGCAGCGCAGCAGAGUCCAGCAGCUGCGGGAUGGCCUGACCGAGCGCUCGCUGAGGGCCAAAAACACUGUCCAGAACAUCUCCAGCAAUGACGUCAAGGGCUUCUUCAGGAGGAACGCUUUCGUCAUCCUCACUGUCGCCGCUGUCAUCGUGGGAAUAAUCCUGGGAUUCGGACUACGGCCGUAUAAGAUGUCUUAUCGUGAGGUGAAGUACUUCUCUUUCCCAGGAGAGCUGCUGAUGCGCAUGCUGCAGAUGCUGGUGCUCCCCCUGCUGGUGUCCAGUUUGAUCACAGGAAUGGCAGCUCUGGACAGCCGAGCUUCAGGGAAGAUGGGAGUGAGAGCUGUGGUUUACUACACCACCACCACUAUCAUCGCCGUCUUCAUCGGCAUCGUCAUGGUGCUCAUCAUCCACCCAGGAAAAGGCUCAAAAGAUGAAUUCACCAAACACGAGAAAAUCGAACAAGUCAGUCCAGCAGACGCCUUCCUCGAUCUCAUCAGAAACAUGUUUCCGCCAAAUCUGGUGCAAGCUUGUACACAACAGUUUAAGACACAGUAUGGCAAGAGAGUGGUCACAGUUAAAGUCCUGGUGAACGACACACUGUUCAGUCUGAAUAACGGCACGCAGGAGCUCAAACGGGAGGAGGUGAUCCCGGUGCUGGGAACCGUAAACGGUAUCAACGCUCUGGGAUUGGUGGUUUUCUCCAUGUGCUUCGGCCUGAUCAUCGGGAACAUGAAGGAGCAGGGCCAGCCGCUGAGAGAUUUCUUUGACUGUCUGAACGAGGCCAUCAUGAGGCUGGUGGCCAUUAUCAUGUGGUACGCUCCGCUGGGUAUAAUGUUCCUGAUUGCUGGAAAGAUAGUGGAGAUGGACGAUCUGUCAGAAAUGGGUGGUCAGCUGGGCAUGUACACCAUCACAGUCAUCAUUGGCCUGCUGAUUCAUGCAGUCAUCGUACUGCCAUUGCUCUACUUCCUUGUGACGCGAAAAAAUCCAUUCGUGUUCAUCGCUGGACUUCUGCAAGCCCUAAUCACUGCGCUCGGUACCUCCUCCAGCUCUGCCACUCUGCCCAUCACCUUUAAGUGUCUAGAGGAAAACAACGGCGUGGAUAAACGCGUGACCCGCUUCGUGCUGCCCGUCGGUGCCACUAUUAACAUGGAUGGCACUGCUCUGUAUGAAGCUCUGGCUGCCAUCUUCAUCGCACAGGUCAAUGACAUGGAGAUGAACUUUGGAGAGAUCCUAACUAUCAGCAUCACAGCAACAGCAGCCAGUAUUGGUGCCGCUGGAAUCCCUCAAGCGGGCCUUGUUACCAUGGUGAUUGUGCUGACCUCUGUGGGACUGCCCACUGAUGACAUCACUCUGAUUAUCGCUGUUGAUUGGUUCCUAGAUCGACUCCGCACCACCACCAACGUUUUAGGAGACUCCAUUGGCGCUGGCAUAGUGGAGCAUCUGUCACGUCACGAGCUGCGGUCCAUCGACGCGGAGAUCGGGAACUCUGUGUUGGAGGAGAACGAGACCAAGAAAUCCUACCAGCUCAUCUCUCAGGAGAGCGAGAGUGACAAUGCCAAGAUCCCUGACAGCGAGAGCAAAAUGUAACUCCUGUUUCCUGAGGAGUUUCAUUUGCUGGAGGUUUUGUACAAACACUAGUGACUUAGUCAGACACUACUAGUCUGAUAUUCAUCUCAAGUUCUUUUAUUAUUCCUCUCAAAGACAUCCAAAUGUGUGAAGUCCAAGCAGAGACGGACACGUGCGGUCCACUGUUUUCUUGUAGAGUAAAUGGAUUAGUUUGGUAAAGAUCUGAUUGCAUUAGAUGUGUUUUUAUUAACUUUAGAUGUCCAGGUUUGGUGUUAUUAAUUCAAAACUUGUCGUUGUGGAAAUUGUUUGAUAAAAAUGAUGGCUCUACAAAAUAAAUUGACUUUAAAGUGGUAAAUUGAA
Danio aesculapii is the source of this 1997-nucleotide messenger RNA. It is a transcript of the gene slc1a3a, whose product is annotated as solute carrier family 1 member 3a. Gene Ontology annotation, biological process: L-aspartate import across plasma membrane; L-glutamate import across plasma membrane; D-aspartate import across plasma membrane. Gene Ontology annotation, molecular function: neutral L-amino acid transmembrane transporter activity; L-glutamate transmembrane transporter activity; glutamate:sodium symporter activity. Lineage: Eukaryota; Metazoa; Chordata; Actinopteri; Cypriniformes; Danionidae. Gene Ontology annotation, cellular component: plasma membrane. The record is from RefSeq and is a predicted model, not a curated record. The coding region runs from base 45 to 1658 and encodes 537 amino acids. The transcript is spliced from 9 exons.